Fusarium vanettenii 77-13-4 is the source of this 1632-nucleotide messenger RNA. RefSeq lists its product as uncharacterized. Gene Ontology annotation, molecular function: flavin adenine dinucleotide binding; oxidoreductase activity, acting on CH-OH group of donors. The transcript is spliced from 5 exons. The record is from RefSeq and is a predicted model, not a curated record. Gene Ontology annotation, biological process: secondary metabolite biosynthetic process. NCBI's taxonomy places the organism in Eukaryota, Fungi, Ascomycota, Sordariomycetes, Hypocreales, Nectriaceae. The coding region runs from base 1 to 1632 and encodes 543 amino acids.
AUGGCCAUCGAUGAACAGCACAGGCUCUUAUGGUCCUACUCAGAUGUAACCAUUCUCGUUCUCGAAGCCGGAGAUUUACUUCUUGACGAUCCCCGGCCUGGCUGGCCGCGGGUGUCCUUGGGCAAGGUAGUUGGAGGGUCGACCAAACUCAACCAAAUGACCUUCAAUCGGGGAUCUUCAUCUGACUAUGACCGCUGGGUUGAGCUUGGGAAUGAGGGAUGGGGUUGGGAGGCAUUUCUUCCAUACUUUAAGGAGGUACAACGAUCCUCAAUAUCGAACGAUGACAAGAUAGCUCAUGAAAGCAUCCAGAGCGAGUUUUUCAUGCCGCCUAACAAAGAUAUUGCUCAAGAGUACAACAUCACGUUUGAUCCAUCUGUUCACGGCACAUCGGGAUAUUUGCAGUCCAGCUAUUCGCCAUUCUUCUGGCCUACAACGAGUCAGCUACUAUGUAUUUAUAGAAAGGACAUGGUGAACCGAGCUAACUUGUUCUCUCUUGUAGAAAACCUUGUCCAGGCAGUCAAAGAGCUAGGUAUCAACAUGGCCUUCGACCAAGCAGAUGGAAGUCCAUUGGGCGGAUACUUUAACCCUCACAGCCAAGACCCUGUGUAUGUUACACGCUCGUCUGCGCGAGAAGCCUACUAUGAUUCUGCUUCUGGCCGAACGAAUUUCCAUUUAGUCGCUGGUCGACAGGUCACUCGAGUCCUUACCGAGAAACAUCGUGGAACCGUCAAAGCUAUUGGGGUAGAGUUCGCCAAAAGCCGGCAUGGGAUUCAUGAAACAGUGCGAGCGAAAAAAGAGGUUAUUCUCGACGCUGGGUCGAUUCACAGUCCUCAGAUUCUCCAAGUCUCUGGCAUUGGGGAUCCUGCCUUGCUGUCCAGCAUCAACGUUUCAACAGUUGUAGACUUGCCUGGUGUCGGCCAAAACUUUCAAGAUCAUGCCAUGGUCAAAGUGACCAACAAGAUCAAUGCCCCUUUACAGAGGAGUAACCUAACGGAUGCUACAUUCGCCGCAAAGGUUAGAGAGCAGUACGAAGAUUACAGGAAGGGCCCUUUGACGUCACCAUUGGGCGACUUCCUGGUGUUCAUGCCUCUUUCCAACUUCUCCGAUGCCAGCUCCGACAUUUACCAAGCAAUCAACCAAGAUGGCACCGAGUACCUGCUCACAGACACGCCAAAUCAAGUUGUUGAAGGCUGCAAGAGACAGCACAAGAUCCUGAAUGAUCAAUUGCUUGAUUUCAAGUCAGCAAUUCUCGAAGUCAUCUGGGACGAUGGCGAGAUGCUAUUAUGUCUUCAACAUCCUUACUCGCGAGGAUCCAUCAAGUCCAUGUCGCCAAGUACCUUUGAUGCCCCUGUUGCCGACCCAGGACUAAUAAAAAAUCCCUUGGACAUCGCAAUUUUGGCUGAAGGCAUCAUAUUCAGUCGGAGACUUGUCAACGUACCAGCCAUGCAAAAGCUUGAACCCCUUGAAGUUGUCCGUGGAGCCGACGUUACGAGCAAUGAAGCACUCGAGGAAUUCAUCCGUUCAACUGUAUCUAACUUUUAUCACCCGGCUGGGUCUUGCAAAAUGGGCAGUCGCGAAGAAGGCGGCGUUGUUGAUGCAGAGCUCAAAGUCUAUGGAGUGGAAGGCCUCUGA